Phascolarctos cinereus (koala) is the source of this 784-nucleotide messenger RNA. The record is from RefSeq and is a predicted model, not a curated record. NCBI's taxonomy places the organism in Eukaryota, Metazoa, Chordata, Mammalia, Diprotodontia, Phascolarctidae.
AAACGCCAUCUCAGAGGGACCGCCGGAGAAAGAAAUAGUUUUCCUCCAUGCAGGAUAAGAACAAGCCCCCAACCAGGAAAAGAGAUCAGCGUCAGCAAGCAGCAGAGUGCUGAGAAUUACCUGGUGACAAAUAAGACCAAGACAGCUGUCGUCAGCUUGGGCUGCAAAGAUGAAUUGAUGUCCAAACAGCAGGCAGAAAGCCUCCCUGAGCCAGCGCCUGGGACCUUCUUGGUGGUGCCCACUGAGGUGCCUGAGGUGCAAGCUGCGGGGUCUGUGGCCAAACUCCAAAUAGCCCAGCCAGUGGCUGUGAUGACCAAGCCGGGCAGGGCACCCUCCUCACCAGGAACACAGACCCAGCCAGAGAUUGAGCUCCUCUUGGACUUGCUGGAAAGCCCUCAGACCGUGAUAGGCCCCUGCUGUGACUGGUGCUCGGUGCGUAGGAGCCUGGUGCGCAAAUUCUCACAAGCCCACAGGGCCUUCUUGAUUCGUAAGGACUCCGUGGUCCCGAAGAAGAUCAGCUCUGCUCGACGGUCCUCCAGGAAGCUGGCCCUGGAACCAGCAGUCACAGGCUACAUCACCUGCCACAGCUACCUGGAGAGGCUCCUGGGUGUAGAAGUAUUCAGGAAAGCCAGCUCUGAAGAGGAGGUGAAGUGUGCAAGAGAAACUGAGCAGGAGGCACCUGAGGGCACCAGGAGAAGGCUGCACUCUCAGAACACAAACAAGAUUUCCAUCAGCAGCCCAAGGGCCCAGCCAGGGUCUGGAAGCCAAGCAGAUGAUGACAGUG